CCGCGCUGCGCCGCGCCCGCUCGCCGGCGGGAUCGCCCCGGGAACCCCCGCCCGCCGCCUCUCCCCUUUCCCCGGCGGGACCGCGCUCCGCGCCCGCUGCUCCCCUGACAGCGGUGAGCCGGCCGCGUGUCAGCCGAUUCGUGCGGGACUGCGCCGCGCCGCUCACGGCACCGGCCCGCGGGGGAAGCCCGUCCAGCCCCGCCGGGCCACGGGCGCGGGCGGGAGCGGCCCGGUUUAACCGCGACACUCGGGGGAGGCCGCUCGGACAGGCCCCGCUCUGAGCAACCGGCCGGCCGCCAUCAGCGCCCGCGGCGGCGCUCCGCCUGACGCCACGCCCGGAGAAGGCGCCGAUUGGUCCGCGCGGCCUGGUACCACACGUGGCCGCCCGCCAUUGGGCGGCGGCGCGGCCAUGGGGGAGCCGAGGCGGCGGCGGCGGGGCGGCGUGCGGCGGUACCGCUUCGCGGAGGGGCCGGCGGCGCUGACGCUGCGCAUCCCCGAGGUGCUGGACUCGCAGUACGGGAUGUACGUGUGGCCCUGCGCCGUGGUCCUGGCCCAGUACCUCUGGGUCCACCGGAGAAGCCUGCCCGGCAAGCGAGUGCUGGAGGUGGGCGCCGGUGUGAGCCUGCCUGGCGUGUUGGCUGCCAAGUGCGGUGCUGAAGUGACCCUGUCCGACAGCGAGGAGCUGCCCCAGUGCCUGCGCAACUGCCGGAGAAGCUGUCUGCUGAACCGCCUGCCCCACGUACCUGUUCUAGGGCUCACCUGGGGGCGGGUAUCGCCAGAGCUGCUCUCUCUUGCUCCUGUAGACAUUAUUUUAGGAUCGGAUGUCUUUUUUGACCCAAAAGACUUUGAAGAUAUUUUAACUACAAUUUACUUCUUGCUGGAAAAGAAUCCACAUGCUCAAUUCUGGACUACUUAUCAAGUCCGAAGUGCCGACUGGUCUAUCGAAGCUUUGCUCUGCAAAUGGAAACUGAAGAACAUCCACGUUCCCUUACAUUCGUUCAGUGCAGACAAAGAGCACUUAGCCAGCUCUUCUCUACCAGGAAGACAUACAAUUGAAAUGAUGAUCAUCUCACUAGCACAAUCAGAUGGUACUUAAGUUUAUUCCACUUGUUCGUUCCAAUACAAGAUGAUACUUAACUGUUCACUGUAGCACGGAUCUGCAGAAAACAGUCCUGUUUACAGCAAACCCCAUGCAUAUUUUUCAGGAAGCGGAUCCCCUUAGCAGUAAUUCUGAAAACAUGCAUUGUAAAAAUAAAGCUGUUCAAUUUUUCA
Messenger RNA from Aquila chrysaetos chrysaetos, 1272 nucleotides. It is a transcript of the gene METTL23, whose product is annotated as methyltransferase like 23. The record is from RefSeq and is a predicted model, not a curated record. Lineage: Eukaryota; Metazoa; Chordata; Aves; Accipitriformes; Accipitridae. Gene Ontology annotation, cellular component: cytoplasm; nucleus. The coding region runs from base 410 to 1096 and encodes 228 amino acids. The transcript is spliced from 5 exons.